CCGUAAACAGUCAACAUGGCGGCGGCGGCGGCAGCGGCGCCCGGGGCCUUGGGCACCUUGCAGGCCGGCCGCGCUCGCUUGGUGGCCGCUUGCUGUGCGCGGCUUGGCCCUGGGUGGAGGCUGUCCGGCUCCUGGACGGUCCCGCGGGUCGACCCGGCGACCUGGGCUCGGGGCUGGACACCCGCGGCCGGGGGGGCGGCCUGGCGGAGGGUCUACAGCUCUGAGGUGAAGAAGGAGGACGAGCUGCGGGUGCGGUAUCUGGAGGAGGAGAACCGAGGAAUUGUGGUGCUUGGAAUAAACAGAGCUUAUGCCAAAAAUUCAUUGAGUACAAAUCUUAUAAAAAUGCUUUCAAAAGCUGUGGAUGCUUUAAAAUCUGAUAAGAAAGUACGGACCAUAAUAGUCAGAAGUGAAGUCCCAGGGAUAUUCUGUGCUGGUGCUGACCUUAAGGAAAGAGUCAAAAUGAGUUCCAGUGAAGUUGGUCCUUUUGUCUCCAAAAUAAGAGCAGUGAUUAAUGAAAUCGCUAAUCUUCCAGUGCCAACCAUUGCAGCAAUAGAUGGACUCGCUUUAGGUGGUGGGCUUGAACUGGCUUUAGCAUGUGAUAUAAGAGUAGCAGCUUCUUCUGCAAAAAUGGGCCUGGUUGAAACAAAGUUGGCAAUUAUUCCUGGUGGAGGGGGCACGCAGCGACUGCCACGUGCCAUUGGGAUGUCCCUGGCCAAAGAGCUCAUCUUCUCUGCACGUGUGCUCGAUGGCCAAGAAGCCAAAGCAGUGGGCUUGAUCAGCCAUGUUCUGGAACAGAACCAGGAGGGGGACGCUGCCUAUAGAAAGGCCUUGGACCUAGCAAGAGAGUUUUUACCUCAGGGACCUGUUGCAAUGAGAGUGGCAAAAUUAGCAAUUAAUCAAGGGAUGGAGGUUGAUUUAGUAACAGGAUUAGCCAUAGAAGAAGCUUGUUACGCUCAGACUAUUCCAACGAAAGACAGACUUGAAGGUCUUCUUGCUUUUAAAGAGAAAAGGACCCCUCGUUAUAAAGGAGAGUAGAAGAAAGAGAAAUCUUUAAAAUGCCAGUGUAAUAAAUAUACUUCUGGAAGUAUCUUUCAGAUUCACGUAUGCCUCAGCAUCUGGAAUCCCAGCGACCAAAGUGAAGAGCGAGUUAUCCAUAUACUGAAUUAAGUAUCUGGAGUGGACCCCUAUGUGUACUUGUUCAAAUGUGCAUCAUCAUUUUCAUUCAGAUUUAUAAAGCUAAUAGUGUAUACUGUCAAAAACGCCAAUUCAAAAUUAGGUAUACAUUUUUAAAUACCUCCUGCAUAUGAGGCUUUCUGUUCUUAAUUUUUUUAAUGUGAAUAAUUUAUAUAUUGCACAUGCUAGGAAAAAAUAUUGAUUGUAUGUCUCCUGUGCUACAGUAUGAAAAUAAAAUUAUUUCCAUGUACCAAAAAUGUGAAGUUAUACCAAAUAAAGUUUCCAAGGGAUUGUACACAUGCACCCACACAUGUACAUCUCAUACUGAAAAAGGAGCUGAUAGAAUCCUGAGUGAAAAUUAUCAAAUAUAAGUAAAAUUAGUGAAAAGAAAACAUGGAAAUUUUGCU
Molecule: messenger RNA, 1580 nt
Organism: Mesoplodon densirostris (Blainville's beaked whale)
Lineage: Eukaryota; Metazoa; Chordata; Mammalia; Artiodactyla; Ziphiidae
Gene: AUH
Product: AU RNA binding methylglutaconyl-CoA hydratase
Exons: 10
Coding region: 16-1035 (339 amino acids)
Biological process (GO): fatty acid beta-oxidation
Cellular component (GO): mitochondrion
Molecular function (GO): enoyl-CoA hydratase activity
Source: RefSeq, a predicted model, not a curated record